AUGGCUCGAGUUGAUAAUGUCAUAGCAACCCUGCUAGCAUUUGUUUUCGUUGUUCACGGUUUGUCUUCUUCAUCGACUGAACAUGCAAGUAGGAGAGAUUGGCUAAGACAGACUACUGGAGCCGCUGGGAUCUGUCUCUUUGGAAGCAUCAGUUCCCCAUCGUCAGCGACAGCAUCCGAUUCAGUACAAGAAUUGCCAGAUGUCCUUCGCAAGAUAUCAUUGGCGCCUCUCGGAAAACCCCAAACGUUUGAAAAUAAGUCUUUGAAUUUGCCAUUGGAAGAACUUGCCUCUCGAUUAACACGAGACUUGACCGUGGGUGCCAACGGAUCUGGCGGUUACUUUCUGACCGGAGACUUGUCCACCGAUAUUUUCAAAGACGAUUGCGUCUUUGCCGAUCCGACCAACAAUGUGGCCAGUCUCAGUCGCUAUCAAAAUGCCUUGAGGAUUCUUUUCGAUCCUGCAUCUUCUCAGAUUCAAUUGUUAUCACCACUGACGAUUCAUACGGAGACUCAACCAAAGACGAUUUCCGGCCGGAUUCGGUCCCGUGGAUACAUUCAACUGCCAUGGAGACCCUACGUGUCGGCAUACGAAAGUGAUAUUGUGUAUACUAUUGAUGAUGAAACUGGUCUUAUCGCUCGACAGGAUCAAGUUUGGGAUAGCAAGUCACCUUCAAAGGCUCUGAGGGAAAGCUUUACACCGUCAUCCUUUCUGUUCAACCAACCACCACCAAAAUCUUCCCUGAAGCCUUCACCAGCAGAGCCAAAGGCAGCUAGCCAGCUAUUUGAUUACAUUAAUGGCCGCAGACCCAACGAAUACACAUUCCAAGAGACAAAGGAAAUUGAAGGCUUGAUUCAAGAGGUUGUGGAUACAGGCAAAACGAAAAGUGAAAUUACCAACAAGCCAGAGUUCCAGCGUGGCUUGUUACCUGGAAGAUGGAUCUUGGCAUAUUUACAGCCUGGUCCCAAUGGAGUUGGAAUAGAUCGGCGGAUUCCUUUUCCUGACUUUGAUUUCAAUGACAAUUAUCAAGUAUUUAGUGAAUCCAGCAGCCAACAACAACCACAACAAGUGACGAAUAUCGGCCAAGUGCUGGGUCCAUGGAUUGACGUCAAGGUGUCAGGGAUGCUACAAGAAGAGGAUCCAUCCUCCACUAGAAUCCCAAAACGAUUUCAAGCCAAUAUUAAUGGAGGCAAGCUAUGUGUCCAUGCUGGAAGCAAUACAGAGGGAGCUUGUGUGGGGCUUCCGAUAAAAGGGGAAGGAAUUUUCGAUAGUUUGUAUCUUGGGGAACGGUUAAGGAUUGGCCAGAAUAUUAAUGGAGGUGGUGCAAGAGUAGUCCAAAUACGAUUAGAUUAG
This is a messenger RNA of Cylindrotheca closterium, 1350 nucleotides long. Lineage: Eukaryota; Bacillariophyta; Bacillariophyceae; Bacillariales; Bacillariaceae. The record is from the annotation of a GenBank genome assembly.